Molecule: messenger RNA, 1588 nt
Organism: Microplitis demolitor
Lineage: Eukaryota; Metazoa; Arthropoda; Insecta; Hymenoptera; Braconidae
Product: annexin B9
Exons: 7
Coding region: 269-1240 (323 amino acids)
Cellular component (GO): cytoplasm
Molecular function (GO): calcium-dependent phospholipid binding; calcium ion binding
Source: RefSeq, a predicted model, not a curated record
UAAACAAACUGAGCUGUUUAUAUUAUAAUAUAAACUACAGACCUUGAAUGACCUUCUCUCCAAUCUCCAUAGUACAGUAGUACAAUAAUAAAUAACACGAUAAAUUAAAAGACCGACUAGAAUUGAGGCUCAAUUGAUAAAAAAGAACGAGGAAUAAAGAUACUGGGUGUGGUUGACGUUUUCUCCUCAGUCCUCAACUCCUCACCUUUGCUGUCAUUGAAUCAUCGACAGUCCAAGAGAUUUAUAAAUUUAGGAAUAAAUAAUAAUCAUGUCUCAGCAGUACUACCCAUUCAAGUGCACUCCAACUGUGUAUCCAGCAGAGCCAUUUGAUGCAAAUGCAGAUGCUGCGACUCUUCGAAAAGCUAUGAAAGGUUUUGGUACUGACGAAAAAACAAUAAUUGAUGUUUUGACUAAACGUGGAAUUGUACAGCGUUUGGAAAUCGCUGAAACCUACAAAACACUGUAUGGCAAAGAUUUGAUAAACGAUUUGAAAAGUGAAUUGUCUGGGAAAUUUGAAGAUUUUAUUAUUGCACUGAUGACACCAUUGCCUCAUUAUUACGCUAAAGAACUUCAUGACGCCGUUGCUGGUCUUGGUACCGAUGAAGAAGCUAUUGUUGAAAUUCUAUGCACGUUAAGUAAUUAUGGAAUUCGAACUAUUGCUGCAUUCUAUGAAAAUCUUUACGGGAAAUCUUUGGAGAGCGAUUUAAAAGACGAUACCUCAGGUCAUUUUAAAAGAUUACUAGUCUCACUUUGUCAAGCUAAUCGGGAUGAAAAUCAAGGUGUCGAUUACGCUCAGGCACAAGCUGAUGCUCAGGCUCUGUUCGAAUCAGGUGAGAAGCAUUGGGGGUCUGAAGAGUCGCAAUUUAAUAUGAUAUUGGUAACUCGUAGUUAUCAGCAGUUACGUCAAACUUUUUUGGAGUAUGAAAAAUUAUCAGGACAUGACAUUGAGGUCGCGAUCAAAAAAGAAUUUUCUGGAAGUAUUGAAAAAGGACUUUUAGGAAUUGUCAAGUGUGUGAAAUCCAAGGUUGGAUUUUUCGCUGAAAGACUACAUGCUUCAAUGCAAGGCAUUGGUACCAAAGAUCGUACAUUAAUUCGUAUUAUUGUAUCAAGAAGUGAGAUCGACCUUGGAGACAUAAAAAAAGCAUUCGAAGAACGUUAUGGGAAAUCAUUGGAAAGCUGGAUUACUGGUGAUACCUCCGGCGACUAUAAGAAAGCAUUAUUAUCUCUAGUAUCAACGUAAUUAAAAGUCACUAUAAAGUCAAUUAAAUCCAAAAAAAUAUUAAUGCUUAAAGUUUACCUGCAUAAAAUUUGCUUGUGGAAUGAUAACUUUUACUGAAACUUAUCAUCUACAUGAAUGUGUUCAAAGCUUAUCUCACGGCAAAAAUAUUGCUAUCUUACCAUGCGCCAGCACAAAUCUUAUAUUUUCUAUUGAAUCAAAAAAAUUAAUAAUUAAUGUGACCAUGGAAGCCUUAAUACUAAAAAUAAACUUUUCGUAUACAUUGAUUUGCGAAUGAUAUAUUUAUAUUUUUGCAUCUGCAAUGUUUCUACACAAUAUUGAAGUUUAUUGUUUUAUACAAAUAUAUAUUUU